AUGAGUCAGCAGCAGCAACAGUUUAGACCGCAGUCAAACCAGCCCCCAGUGCAACCUGCUUCAAAAUCAAGGAUCGAUCCCGAUCAGAUCCCAUCGCCUGUCGCUGUUCAGGAGGCGGACCAGGUAGAAUGGGAUGAGAAGCCAUUUAUGACCUCAUCUAGAACGCACGUUACUCCUCUCGCCAGUUCCGACUUUAUGGCGAUCGAUGAAGGGAACUGCAACCCCAGGUUCUUCAGGAUGACUACCUAUAACGUUCCUAAUACGGAGGAGCUCUUGAAUACUUCGCAAUUACCCAUGGGUCUCAUCAUCCAGCCAUUAGCAAAUCUCCGUGCUAAUGAGGCUCCCAUUGAAACGGUCGAUUUUGGUGAGUCGGGUCCGACCAGAUGCCGUCGCUGCAACGCCUAUAUCAACCCUUUUAUGAUCUUCACCAACGGAGGCCAGCGUUUUGUUUGCAAUAUGUGUCUGUUUGAGAACGAUGUCGAUCCUGGUUACUUUUGUAACUUGGACAUGAGUGGCCGUCGUUUGGAUCUGGACCAGAGGCCAGAGUUGCGAAACGGCACCAUCGAAUUUGCGGUUCCAAAGGAGUACCACAACAAGGCACCGGCUCCUGCCGCAUAUGUCUUUGCGAUCGACGUGUCAUGGACCGCCAUCCAGAAUGGCAUGCUGGCGCAGUGCGUGACUGGUAUCAAGCGUGCUGUGUGGGAUGAAAAUGGCGCAUCGAGGCUGGCUCCCGGUGCCCAGAUUGGCAUCCUAACAUAUGACAAGACUGUGCAUUUCUACAACAUUUCGCCAAACUUAGAGCAGGCACAAAUGAUGGUUGUCCCGGAUGUCAACGAUGUCUUUGUGCCUCUCAGCGAUGGAUUCUUGGUCAACGCUGAGACCUCAAAGACUAUUGUGGAGACGUUAUUGGAUUCUCUCCCGCAGCUUUUUGCCGAAAACAAGACAGCAGAGACCGUUAUCGGUGCUGUCGUCCAGGCUGUGCGUGAAGCAUUGGAACACCGCGGAGGGAAGUUGAUCCUUUUUCAGACUGCUCUUCCAACAUACGGACCUGGUGCAUUGAAACACCGCGAGGACCUCAAACUUUAUGGCACUGACAAGGAGAAGAUCCUAUAUGCACCUCAGGAUGACUUCUACAAGAAUUUGGGAGAGUCAUGCGUCGAUGCUGGUCUUUGCGUUGAUCUGUUCCUUUUUCCGAAUGCCUACAUCGACGUCGCCACCCUGGGGUGUUUGUCGAGUAUCACAGGAGGCGAGACGCUCUUGUUCCCGAAAUUUAAUGCCUCGCGGGAUGGCGCGAAACUGAUUGGAAACAUUUCCAAGCUCGUAGGACGGCCGUUCGGAUUUGAUGCUUUGAUGCGAGUGCGUUGCUCCGCUGGUCUGAAAAUCACGGAGCACCUUGGAAACUUCCAUAUGAGAAAUAGUACAGAUGUGUCGUUGGCGGGAGUGGAUUCGGAGAAAGCAUUUGGGGUGUUGGUGAAGCACGAUGGCAAGCUGGACGAGAAAACGGAGGCGUCGUUCCAGGUCGCGUUGCUGUAUACAACGGCAGACGGACUGAGGAGGGUGAGGGUGCAUAACUUUAGCACGCCGGUGACAACGUUACUGGGCAAUGUGUUCCGCUGGGCGGACAUGGAUACGACCAUUAACUUUUUGAUCAAAGGAGCGAUCUCGCAAGCAUUGACCAAGCCUUUGAAGGAUGUGCGAGAUGCGUUGACAGACAAGUGCGUCAGGAUCUUGUCUUCAUACCGCAAGAACUGCGCUUCGUCUACCGCUCCAGGACAGCUCAUCCUUCCCGAGUCGUUCAAGCUGUUCCCUCUGUAUGCGUUGACAUUCCUCAAAUCCAAGUCGCUUCGCGCGGGCAGGGAUAUCAACAGUGAUAUGAGGGUGCACCAAAUGCGCAUGCUCAAAAGUAUGGGCGUCAGCGAAUCGAUCGCAUUCCUGUACCCGCGCAUGAUCCCCGUUCACGAAAUGGAUGACAAGGUCGGUGUACAAGACGCGACGGGUCGUGUCCGAUUGCCACCCUUGAUCCGUGUCUCAUACGCCCGCCUAAACAUGUUGGGCGCGUAUUUGCUUGAGAACGGGCAGGCCACGUACCUUUGGCUCGGACGCGAGAUUUCACCGCAGUUCCUGCAGGAUGUCUUUGGUGUACCGACCUUAGACGUUGUUGAUCCAACAAUGCACCAUUUGCCAGAGCUGACGAGCCAGACAAGUACACAGCUGCGAACGAUCAUCUCGUACAUGCAGAGCCAAAGGAGCAAGUACCUGGACCUAGUGGUGGUCCGUCAAGGAUUGGACCAGUCUGAGCUGGAGUUCUCGAACCAGUUAGUCGAGGACAAGAACAACGAGGCCAUGUCGUAUGUCGACUAUCUGUGUGCGAUCCAUCGCAUGAUCCAGAACGGGGUCUCCUCGAAGCCGAUUGAGUCCUCAUCGAUGGGAAUGUGGACUACCCGUUAG
Molecule: messenger RNA, 2448 nt
Organism: Gamsiella multidivaricata
Lineage: Eukaryota; Fungi; Mortierellomycota; Mortierellomycetes; Mortierellales; Mortierellaceae
Product: Sec23/Sec24 trunk domain-containing protein
Exons: 9
Coding region: 1-2448 (815 amino acids)
Biological process (GO): endoplasmic reticulum to Golgi vesicle-mediated transport; intracellular protein transport; COPII-coated vesicle cargo loading
Cellular component (GO): COPII vesicle coat; endoplasmic reticulum exit site
Molecular function (GO): zinc ion binding; SNARE binding
Source: RefSeq, a predicted model, not a curated record